CCAGACUAACAAAAAAGAGCAUAUACAAGAUUCACAGACAAGAGAGAAUGACUUGACUAAAUCUCCUUUGUCUCGUUGUGUUUUGGUAUGGCAGGAAGAAGCUUCUCCUUAUUCUCUACUUGAUAUCUGUUUGAAUUUCCUGACUGCCAACCUAGAGAAGUUCUGCACAGAAAGGCAAGAUGGAACACUAUGCUUGCAGGAGCCAGGAAUGUUUCCCCAGGAGGUGGCUGAUCGCCUGCUGCAGACGAUGGCAUUUCAUGGGCUCCUGAAUGAUGGAACCGUGGGCAUCUUCCGAGGCAACCAGAUGCGUUUGAAACGAGCUUGUAUCCGGAAAGCCAAAAUCUCGGCCGUGGCGUUCCGGAAAGCAUUCUGCCAUCACAAGCUGGUGGAACUUGAUGCUACUGGGGUCAAUGCAGAUAUAACAAUCACAGACAUUAUAAGUGGACUUGGCAGCAAUAAAUGGAUCCAACAGAACCUGCAAUGCCUCGUGCUGAACUCACUAACUCUUUCCUUAGAAGACCCGUAUGAGAGGUGUUUCAGUCAGCUGUCUGGGCUUCGCGCCUUGAGCAUCACCAAUGUGCUGUUCUAUAACGAGGACUUGGCAGAUGUUGCUUCACUUCCUAGGCUGGAAAGUCUGGAUAUAUCCAACACCUCUGUCACUGACAUAACAGCACUCCUCACCUGCAAAGACCGACUCAAGUCUUUGACCAUGCACCACCUGAAAUGCUUGAAAAUGACUACGACGCAGAUUCUGGAUGUUAUCAGAGAACUGAAGUACCUGAAUCACCUGGACAUUUCGGAUGACAAGCAGUUCACAUCGGACAUAGCUCUUCGUUUGCUGGAACAGAAGGACAUCUUACCUAACCUUGUGUCUUUGGACAUUUCUGGAAGAAAACACGUUACAGAUAAAGCUGUGGAAGCGUUUAUUCAGCAGCGGCCCACGAUGCAGUUCGUGGGGCUGCUGGCUACGGACGCAGGCUACUCCGAGUUCCUCACAGGAGAAGGAAGCCUAAAGGUGUCAGGAGAAGCAAAUGAGACUCAGAUCGCUGAAGCACUGAAGCGUUACAGUGAACGAGCCUUCUUUGUGAGAGAAGCACUCUUCCACUUAUUCAGCCUGACACACGUGAUGGAAAAAACAAAGCCUGAAAUUUUAAAGCUUGUGGUGAUUGGAAUGAGAAAUCACCCUCUGAACUUGCCUGUGCAGUUGGCAGCGAGUGCUUGUGUCUUUAACCUGACCAAGCAAGACUUGGCUGCAGGGAUGCCUGUGCGGCUGCUGGCCGAUGUCACCCACCUGCUCCUGAAGGCCAUGGAGCACUUCCCCAACCACCAACAGCUGCAGAAGAAUUGCCUUCUUUCACUAUGCAGUGACAGAAUCCUUCAGGAUGUUCCAUUUAACAGGUUUGAAGCAGCCAAACUUGUUAUGCAGUGGCUGUGUAAUCACGAAGAUCAAAACAUGCAAAGGAUGGCUGUAGCCAUAAUAUCCAUUCUGGCUGCAAAGCUUUCAACAGAGCAAACUGCUCAACUUGGUGCAGAACUUUUCAUUGUUAGGCAACUUUUACAAAUAGUUAAACAGAAAACAAAUCAGAAUCUUGUAGAUACCACCCUCAAGUUCACACUGAGUGCACUUUGGAACCUCACUGAUGAAUCUCCAACAACGUGUCGGCACUUCAUUGAAAAUCAAGGGCUAGAACUCUUCAUGAGAGUCUUAGAGUCUUUUCCAUCUGAAUCAUCCAUCCAACAGAAAGUUCUUGGACUUCUGAACAACAUAGCUGAAGUUAAAGAGCUCCAUUCUGAGUUAAUGUGGAAGGACUUUAUAGACCACAUCAGUAAAUUAUUGCACAGUGUGGAAGUGGAAGUUAGCUACUUUGCAGCAGGGAUUAUUGCUCACUUGAUAUCUCGAGGAGAGCAGGCAUGGACAUUGAGUCGCAGCCAGAGGACAUCUCUCCUUGAGCAGCUGCAUUCUGCCAUUUUGAAUUGGCCAACCCCAGAAUGUGAGAUGGUGGCUUACAGGUCUUUCAACCCAUUUUUUCCACUACUUGGCUGUUUCAUGACACCUGGUGUCCAGUUAUGGGCAGUGUGGGCCAUGCAGCACGUCUGCAGCAAAAAUCCUGCCAGAUACUGCAGCAUGUUAAUUGAAGAAGGAGGUUUACAGCACUUGUACAACAUCAAGGAAAACGUCCAGACUGAUCCCGAUGUCCAGAGGAUUGCUAUUGCCAUCCUAGAUAGUUUAGAAAAGCACAUUAUGCGCCACGGGAGACCACCACCGUGUAGGAAACAGCAACAGACCAAACCAAACUGAAAGCUGUAGGUAGAGGAGUGUAAACUAUUGUCUCUGUAAUAAUCCUUCCUGAUGUGUGUGUAGCUGGAGUAACUUGUAAUAUAUUGGUCACCAUUAAAGUGAUUUGCCAGUAACUGUGGUACCCAGAACUACGUAUGGAAACCUUUGCUGAGUGUCAGCUUAAAUGGCAACUGCAUAUGCAACUUGUAAAGGGUCAUGGCUUGAGCUGGUCAUACUGGUGGGGCUAGUGCUGGCUGCAAAGAGUGGGGACUUGUACAGAUCGACGUGCACAUCUGAAACAAAGACUUAAAGGAAUAUCUUGUUUUGUGACUUCUGGGAGAAAAAAUGAUUUCAUCCCUGUGAUUGCUCUUCAUAACACUGUUCACCAGUUUGGUGUUUGCCUCGAACUGUGUGUGGUUGUGAGACUCAACACUUGUACAGACUAAAGCAAAAGUCCAUGCAUGCA
Messenger RNA from Acanthisitta chloris (rifleman), 2744 nucleotides. Its product is annotated as protein zyg-11 homolog B. The transcript is spliced from 13 exons. Gene Ontology annotation, cellular component: Cul2-RING ubiquitin ligase complex. Lineage: Eukaryota; Metazoa; Chordata; Aves; Passeriformes; Acanthisittidae. The record is from RefSeq and is a predicted model, not a curated record. The annotation marks the transcript as partial.